AUGGCUAAGUGGGGGGAAGGAGACCCUCGGUGGAUUGUGGAGCAGAGAGCCGACGCUACCAACGUCAACAACUGGCAUUGGACGGAGCGUGAUGUCAGCAGCUGGUCGUCCGAGCGGCUCCGGCAGCUGCUGCUGGAGGUUCGGGUCGAGGGGUCGGAGGGCGUGUGUCAGCUGACCGACGUCUCCAAACUGGAGGGAGAAGCUUCCAUCAACAACCGCAAAGGAAAACUCUUCUUCUUCUAUGAGUGGCAGCUGAGAGCCGGCUGGCUGGGAACGUCGAGCAGAGGCGUGAAGUUCAGAGGAAACAUCGACGUGUCCAACCUGUCCGACGAGAACGACCUGGAAGAUCUCGACAUCUCGGCGUCUCUGUGUAAGGACCAGCCCGACACGCCGCUGCUGGAGCUGAUGAGGAGGCGCGGCGUGGAGGAGGUGCGGAGGGUUCUGGGAGAUUACGUAACCCAGCUCAAGUCAGAGUUCAGCCAAGGGAUGGUCCUGCCCACCAGCACUGGACCAGCACCAGCACCAGCACCAGCACCAGCACCAGUACCAGCACCAGCACCAGCACCAGCACCAGCACCAGCACCAGCACCUCCCCAGCACACAAAGAACCAGAUCAAGACCAGUAAGACCCAGAUCGGUUCCCCCAGGUUCUCCUCUGGUCCUGCAGGCGCUCAGAUCCCGACCGUCAGCUUCACUCUGAGAGAAACGUUCCAGACUUCAGCUGACGAGCUCUACAGCACCUUCAUCAACCAGGAGCUGGUCCAGGUGUUCACGCGCUCGGCGGCGGCGGUGGACGGUCGGGCGGGGGGGAAGUUCCGGCUGCUGGACGGCAGCGUGAGCGGAGAGUUCACUCAGCUGGUACCCGACCGGAAGAUCGAGAUGAGGUGGCGGUUCAGGACUUGGCCCGGCGACCACGUGGCCUUGGUCCGGCUGCAGCUGGAGGAGCAGGGAGACCAGACGGAGCUGACGAUGGACUGUGGAGGCGUUCCCUCGGCCGAGGAGGACUCCACCCGGGAGGGCUGGACCCGGUUCUACUUCCAGGCCAUCAGACAGACGUUUGGAUACUGAACCUGCUCAGAUGUUGGACUGUACCCUACCCCCCCACCCCCCU
This is a messenger RNA of Scomber japonicus (chub mackerel), 1111 nucleotides long. Its product is annotated as activator of 90 kDa heat shock protein ATPase homolog 1-like. Gene Ontology annotation, molecular function: ATPase activator activity; protein-folding chaperone binding. The record is from RefSeq and is a predicted model, not a curated record. Gene Ontology annotation, biological process: positive regulation of ATP-dependent activity; protein folding. Gene Ontology annotation, cellular component: cytosol. The transcript is spliced from 9 exons. The coding region runs from base 1 to 1068 and encodes 355 amino acids. NCBI's taxonomy places the organism in Eukaryota, Metazoa, Chordata, Actinopteri, Scombriformes, Scombridae.